UUGGUUACACAAAUUGACAGUUGGAUAAAUGGAAUGAUAAACCUUUACCAUAGAGUCAUAAUCUUUUAGUUUUGGGCUUGUAUAGGCAUGUAAUUUUGACUGAAUUCCUUCAUAGAUUUCUGGGCAAGACAAGGCUUCGCAGAAUCAUCCAAAUGCAGCCAUGCCUACAUCAAAUUCAUCCCAUAAGUUGAGGCAUUACCCUGGAACAGUUAACCACAUGGAAAUCUCUCAGCAACCAAUGAGGUUAUCAACCCCUUGUAGGAUUCCAGAUAAUCCUUUGCAUUACUCCCAAGUGUUGCCUCCCCCUGGUGUAUCUCACCACUCUAAUGAGUAUGGAUCACAUUUCAAUGGUACCAAUUAUGAGUACAGUCAAAGGUUUUUUGGGGCAACAUUGGAUAGCAUUGGUCACCUUAGGUCACGCCGCUAUGACACAAGUGACCUAGUCUCAUUUCCCUAUUAUUGAUAUUUAUUAUGACAAGUAAGCAAGUGUAAAAUUUUUACUUGUUGCAUUGAAAAUUGGUUGACCAUUGUAUUCAUUCAGAAAAGAUAGGUGGUACAAUUGUUUGUAAGAAGAACGGUUAAAGUGAUUGUAAGUUUUAAGUUAUUUCAUAAGUGCCUAGCAUUGUUUGUCAUGUCGUACAUACUUGAGCUUCAUUCUGAUGUGGUGCUAAUUCAUCUUUCUCU
Molecule: messenger RNA, 684 nt
Organism: Theobroma cacao (cacao)
Lineage: Eukaryota; Viridiplantae; Streptophyta; Magnoliopsida; Malvales; Malvaceae
Molecular function (GO): RNA binding
Source: RefSeq, a predicted model, not a curated record